CCGGCCACAUAGUCUAUGGACCACAUAACACUAACAACUAACAACACAAUUAGAUUUUCUUAAAUAUUAUAGAUUUAGUAAAAUCGACCUCUGAGCUUAAUUGUGUUAAUAGUUUUUGUUUUUAGUUCUUAUUCCUUACUAAAUAUAAUAAUAAUUAGCACCACUUACAACAAAAGUCGAAAUAGACGUCCACUAAUCGCUACAUCGGAUUCCAGCAAAUUUAUUAUUAAUUUCACUUUUAUAGAUAAAAAGUUUUAUUUUCAUCCAUUCAAAUUAACUCGGGUAACUUCUUGAAGUACUGAAUUUCUAAUACCUAUCAAACAAAACGUAGACUCAUCAAUAAAAAUUCACUCAAUUCAUCAGUCAUGGAUGUACCUAUGGUGUCAUUUCCGCAAUCUAUGGAUUUUCCACCAGAUCAAAUAGCAAUGGAUACAGCAGAGAUUGUUGAGAAACCCACCUCACAACCUCCAGAGAUAACAGGACCUCAGAGUGGAAGGCAUGAGGAAUUUUCAGUUGAAAAGGUUUUAGAUAGGAGAGUUAAAAAUGGAAAAGUUGAAUAUCUUCUAAAAUGGAAAGGAUACUCAAAUGAAGAUAAUACAUGGGAACCAGAAGAUAACUUAGAUUGUCCUGAACUGAUAUCUGCUUAUGAAGACGCACGGUUAAAGAGAGAGCGGGAAGCUCCAGCUCCAACAGAGGCUGUUGAUGAAGGUCAAACAACAAGAAAGCGGUCAAAGAGAGGUGAUAAGAAGACAACAAAAAACAGAGUAGAGGAGAUAGAAAAACCCAGAGGGUUAGCUAGAGGUCUGGCUCCAGAGAAAAUCUUGGCUGGACAACUUUUCCAUGGAACUCUUUUUUUUUUAGUUCAAUGGGAAAACUGUACUGAAGUGGAUGUAGUCCCAGGCCAUGACCUAGGUCAAGCUUACCCUGACUUUGUGAUACGGUAUUAUGAAUCUUGUGCACCAUUUAGUGUGAGGCACCCAGUUGGCUUAGUGCCUAGGCCUGCCCCCGAGCUUCCAAUAGAAGAGCCGGAACCAAAUUCUGAUGCUCCAAUGGAGGUGAAUGAACCCUCACAGGAGGUCAAUGACCCCGUACCUGAGACUACAGAAUUACCCACAGAGACAGAAGAAACACAACCAAUUACAGAAAGUGAAUCCCAACCGUUAGAAGUUCCUGUUAACUGAGACUUUAGUUUAGACUAUUUGUGUCCGUUUUUCGUUGUUGCCUCAGUUUAUUUGUGAAUGAAAAAUGUAAUAAUUAAUCUUAGGUAGACAAGUUUAGUGUCAACAUAAUAACAUUUCAUUAAAAUAUUUGUUUAGCUGCUAAAUCAGAGCCUAUAUGUAACAACAAAACUGUAACUUCAUAUAUCUAACUAAUAGUUAACGCAAUAAUACAUGUGCCUAUUUGGAACAAUAUGCAUCGCUUUUGAAUAGUAUUUGUAGGUGAGCGUCCAAUACCUAUCAUAUAAUAUAUAGUUCAUAUUUUACUUCCUAUUUGCUUCUUCCUAGGUUUUUCAAAUUAUUAAUAAUCAUGGAAAUAAGAUAUCGAAUAACGUUAUCAUUAUUCCUCCCAACACCUGGUAAAAAUAUACAGGCAAUAUUUUGUUAAAAAUAGGUUUAUAAAGGAAGGUAGGUAGUAACAGAACGCCUAACUGUAUGUACUUUAUGUUUAUCGGUACAAAGUGAAAGAAUAACAUAAUUGAUUUUACAUUGAGUACAAGAGAAAAUGCAAAAAAAAAGAAUUGGUACAAUACAAUUGGGUAUUAUACCAAUACUCAUUCAUAUUAAUAUUUUAAAUUUAUUUUAUAUUAUUCCUUUUAACGUAUACAAUAAUGUGUGGAAUUAAUUGGGAAGUAAUUUUUAAAUGAUAUUUCAACGUUCUACACAAAUGGUGACCAUCCAUUCUGACGCUGACUGUAGUACCUAUACCCAAUGUUGAAAAAAAAAACAAACAUGAUGAAAUUUAGGAAUGAUUUUAUUUUAUUUCAACAUGAUAAAAUAAAAUAAAAUAGAUUUUAGUUUGGAUAAGUUCCUUUAACAUAGCACCAAUUUAAAAAUUGGCAGAGCUUGCUUGAUAAUGUGCCAAAUAAGGCCAUUCUGCUAUAGAGGGCGCUAUAUUCAUCUUACAAAGGCUGUUCUGAUUUAUUUUAGUGUAAAUAUACAAAUUAAGAAUUAUAUUGAACAUUUUUAACCGACUUGAAAAAAGUAGACGGUUAUUAAUUCUAUGUAUAUUUUUUAUAAAGGUACUAAGACAUUGUGUAUAAGAAGACAUGUUUUGGGUAUAAUCAAAAUAAAUCAUUCAAUUAAAAGGCUAAUUGUGCUAUUCAAAUAGAAACCAAUACAAUUAUGAGAAUCAUAUUUUUAAGUCUCGGCUCCGUAUC
Molecule: messenger RNA, 2377 nt
Organism: Pieris rapae (cabbage white)
Lineage: Eukaryota; Metazoa; Arthropoda; Insecta; Lepidoptera; Pieridae
Product: chromobox protein homolog 1
Exons: 6
Coding region: 366-1181 (271 amino acids)
Biological process (GO): chromatin organization; negative regulation of transcription by RNA polymerase II
Cellular component (GO): nucleus; pericentric heterochromatin
Molecular function (GO): chromatin binding
Source: RefSeq, a predicted model, not a curated record